AACCGGGGAAACGAUUUAAUCGAGUAGUACUCGGGUUGAAAUGAGCAAAUGUAUUAUAUUUUGUUGGGAGAUAUCGAACGUAAUCGCGUUUUGAAUACAUUAUAUAAUAUUGGUAUUGGUAGCAGUGAAAAACGAGAAUAACAUAAAUACCGGGUUAUACAGAGCGAUCGAUAUUUUUUAUACACGAUCGAAUAAAUCCGUUCGCGGCCGUUCUCCAGACGCGUAUGCGAAACGUAAAGUUUUGAGCACACAAUUGCAGCCAUUAAUUUGUAAAAUUUUGUAAAUAAGUCAUAUUUGUAAAAAGUCAUCCGUUUUCGUCACAAUAUUUACGGUAUCAAAUUCAAAACAACAUUACUAUUUGACACACUCUGUAUACUACUGUAUCUUGAAAAAUGUCUGAUACCGAAGCCCGGAUACUACGAACCGUAUAUAACUAUAUAGUAUUAUUCCGAUGCACAAUGUGUACGUAACUGCAUCGUCAGAACCCUUUGGUGCUCGCCGUUCGGUGUACGUUUGAAUCAUUUCCAUAACAAUAACAGAUUGUCAGUGCUUUGUCUCGAUUUGACUUGAUUUCCAGCAAUUUUAUUUUUCGUCUGAAACGAAAUUCUAACUCGCAAAAUGUCAUAAAUGAGUAUCUAUUUUUACCGAAUCAUUAAACUAAAAAAAUGAAUGAAACCGAUCACCAGAACGUAGGGCAUUGCAUUCGCUCUCCUAGACCACUUUCCGAAGUGUCUUACAUACCACAAACACUACCUGCAGGCCUUGCUGCCCUUUACAUGCUAUGCAAAAGGAUAUACCCAGAUCAGUGUAAUCCGCUCCAAGCUACAACUGUACUUAAGUACUGGCUUGGUGGUCCAGAUCCAUUAGAUUAUAUAAGUAUGUAUAAUAAUCCAGGAGAUCGAAUGAUUGGCAUUCCACCGCAUUGGCAUUAUAUUAGUUUUGGCUUAUCCGAUUUACAUGGUGAUGGUCGUGUACAUAAUAUUUCAAAUGAUCAAAAUGGGCCAAGUGGAUUUGGUUUUGAAUUAUCAUUUCGUCUUCUUAAAGAUCCUUCUGACCCAUCACCUCCUACUUGGCCGGCUCGUGUUAUGCAAACACUUGCUAAAUAUGUUUUUAAAACAGGGAAUACAUUGUAUGCUGGUGAUCAUGUAUCUUGGCAUUGUGGUUUAGAUGGGAGUGAAAGUCGUUUACAACAUAUUUUAAUGGCUGAAGAUCCUCAGUUACAAGUAACUGUAACACCACAUGGAUUAGUAAGAUUUGUUCAGAUUGUUGGUGUGUGUUUAGAAGAAUUACAAGCAGUUCAAAGAUGGAAUGGGCCAGGAGUUUUACAAAUAUUAAAAAGAAGUUCAGUUACUGGAGGUUCAUGGCUAAUAACAAAUAUGCGCAGAGGAGAAAGCAUGUUUGAUGUAGAUCCAUCUGUUCAUGAUGAAAUAGCUGAUGGUAUUAAAACUGAAGGUUCAAAUUUAUGUGGUAUUAGUGCAAUUUGUUCAUGGGAAGAAAUCAAUACAAUAGGUGAUGAUUCAGUCGAACAUUCUAUGCAAAAAUUACAAAUUAUUAAUAAUUCUAGAACUUCAAAUGACGAUGCAAAUGAAACUGAUGGUGAAUUAUCAGAAUUGACUCAAAAACAAUUUUUAGAAAAUAUUCAUUUGUCUUUUAAUUUAGAAGCUGGACUUUUGCUACCUUUUGUAUUGAAAGGUCGCAUUAGACAUGGUCGUCAUUUUACUUUCAAAGGGGCAACUGGUAAUGCAACUAUUACUUUUGUUGCACCGUCUGUAGCUGGAACCCUAGUCAGCGAUGAUAAACCAUUUGUAGCUCAAGGAUCUUGGUUGCAUGUGUUAUUACCAAAUAGUUUCCUUGAUAUAAUGGAAUCUAGUUUAAAGUUCCUUCAUGAGCCAUUCACGGAGUCACUGCCAAAAACCAUCAACUGGCCUGACAGAAAUUUAUCUAUUACAAUUAAUCCUGAAAAAUCAUAAUCUUUUUAAAAUUAUUUUAUUCAUUGCUCUUAGUUUUGUGAUUCUUUUGUUUUCUUUUUUCCAAAUACCUUGUAAUAUUAGUUCCUCUAAUAUUUAUAUCUUUGUUUCUCUUUAUUAAUUUAAUGUGUAUUAUUAUUAUUUGUAUUAAUAUUUUUU
Sipha flava (yellow sugarcane aphid) is the source of this 2126-nucleotide messenger RNA. It is a transcript of the gene Su(fu), whose product is annotated as suppressor of fused homolog. NCBI's taxonomy places the organism in Eukaryota, Metazoa, Arthropoda, Insecta, Hemiptera, Aphididae. The record is from RefSeq and is a predicted model, not a curated record. The transcript has 10 exons. Gene Ontology annotation, molecular function: transcription factor binding. Bases 666 to 1970 code for a protein of 434 amino acids. Gene Ontology annotation, cellular component: nucleus; cytoplasm.